AUGUCAUCGAAUCGAAAGACCUUCAAGAACCACCUGAAAAGGUUCAACGGUAACAAUAACACAUCUUCGGAAUUGACCAGCUUGGUUGAAAUGUUCCCGGACUGGGAAUCUGAUGAAUUAAGUGGCUUGCUUGAAGAAAACAAUAAUGCUCUCGAGAUCGUAAUUGAUUUGAUUGUCAACAAUAAAGUUUCCAGGUGGGAACCAAGCAAGAAGGACAAACUCAAGAAAAAGGAGCCAAAGGAAGAAGCUGCCAAUAAUGUAAAUAAUACACAUACUACAACCCAUACUUCAUCGAGUGAUAAAAAGUUCUCGGGCAAGCCAAAACCAUCCACCAGACCUCCAAAGAAACAACAACAAUCGGCAACAAAGAAGCCAAUCAGGUCGGCAGACAAAGCACCCGCAAAAGACACACAAGCUUCUAAAACAGAGUCUACGACAGAACCAUCUGGUUCAUGGGCAGCGGCAUUGGGCACUGAUAAGCCAAAGGCACAGAAACAGCCAGAACAGACACCAAAGGAAACCGAGGAGAAACCCGAACCUAGCGCUGAAGUUCCCACAGAUGAUGCACCUCAAGAAGAUGUGGUAGAGGAACCCUCUCAAGAAAAGGCUCCUAUGGAGAAAUCCAAACCAGCGUUGAAGGAAGCAAGCAUUCCUGCAUUGAAUCAAGGCUCUUGGGCAUCAGCAAUCACUCCAAAGACCAAGCCAAAGCCAAAGCCAAAGCCAACCAAGAUUCAAAAACCGCCUGUGGAGAGCCAAGAGGUCCCUCAAGAAUCCGGACAACCUCAACCAACCAAGGAAGCCACCGAAGUUGAUAACCAACCACCAGCACCAGCAGUUACCGAAAGUGAGCCACUCCAACAAACCGAAACCUUUCAAGAGGCAAACGCAGCUGCUUCCUUACAACAACCAACUAUCCCACAAGCUCCACAAGUUGUUUUGCCUAGUUCACAACAAGUUGAUUCUGUUGGUAUCUCGUUUGGUUCUUUGUCGUUAGAAGCCGAGGACAACCAAGAAGCCCACACCCAACCAAAGGAGCAAGCUCAAGAACAAGCUCAAGAACAAGCUCAAUCAUCUCAACAACAAGACAUAGAACAAGGACUGCAACAGGCCGAGCAACCACAAGCACAACGUUACGGAUCCUAUGAUCAACAAUCCCAAAAUAGAUUGCAACAAAGCGCUGGAUACCAACAACAACAACCACCACAACAACAACAAGCACAGCCAGCUCAAUAUGGCAAACAAGCUCAACAACCUGCCCAAAACUUCCCAACACAACAAGCUCAAUACGAUUACUACAACCAAUUUCAACAGCAACAAUACCCACAACAGGCUGCUCAACCAGGCUCUCAAUUCGGUGGAUAUCCUGGAUUUGACUACAGUGCUUACAGUCAACAAGCCUUUGGUGGAAUUGCAUCACCAGCAGCUAGUCACAAUGUUACUGCUCCUGCUGCGGCAAGUGGAUACGCUCAAUACGCACAACAAGCUGUUAAUGGUGGUUCAAUCGACGCCACACAAAGCCCAGUUGCCGCUCAGUCUGGUUUGCAACAACAAUCAGCCGCUGGCUUGGCUCAACAACAACAGCAAAUCCCAACUCCAUUCGGCUACCCAUAUUACAAUUACUACUACAACAACCCAUACUUUAAUGCUGCAGGUGCAUUAGCCUCAAAUGGUUUGGGUUCCAUUGGCCAGCCAGCUCAAGCCAACCAGCAAAAUGCUCAACAGGCAAAUGUUCCUGGUAGUGCUCAAGGCUCGGUUUCUAGCAAUGGCUUCGGUCAACAACAAUACUACAAUCCUAACCAAUAUUCAAACAGGUACCCUGGCUAUUCUUAUCCACCUCAGCCACAGCAAUCUGCUCAACAGGGUCAAGGCCAUGGUCAAAGUCAAGCAGCUACUUCCGAGAGUGACAGCUCUCAACAAAACUCCCAACAAGCCCAAGGUCAAGCGCAACCACAACCAAAUGCUCAGCAACCUGUGAUGCCACAAUACGGAGGUUACCAGCAAUAUCCACAGUACGGCUACCAAGACUCAAAUCAAUACCGUGGUGGAUGGUAUUAA
Messenger RNA from Lodderomyces margitis, 2055 nucleotides. Its product is annotated as DNA damage-responsive RNA polymerase-degradation factor. NCBI's taxonomy places the organism in Eukaryota, Fungi, Ascomycota, Pichiomycetes, Serinales, Debaryomycetaceae. Bases 1 to 2055 code for a protein of 684 amino acids. Gene Ontology annotation, molecular function: ubiquitin binding. The record is from RefSeq and is a predicted model, not a curated record. The transcript has a single exon.